AUGUCUGCACUAGAGAAGUCUCCCUUCGACGAACCUAAUGCUAAGCACUGGUGUGAAACAAUCGAUUUCGAGUUGGUCGGAACAGACUGUGCACCCAAAUGGUACCUCUCUUGGGAAAGGCAAACAGCGAAACUUACCUUCAAAAUCUUGCAGAAUCAAGCAAAGGAUUGCGAAUUCUGCCAGCAACUAGCCGACUUAAUACUUAAUCGACUAAGAGUGAACACGAAUAUUCACACCGACAAUGAUGAUCUCAUGAUACUUGACGAUGCGGAAAAUGUGUCAUUUACUGUUGCUAUCAAAGACAACGUCGCGGUCCCGAACUGGUCCUUUGGCUUUGGAGGUUCCUCGUUGAGGAAAAUAGUCACUAUAUGGGUCGCAGCACCGUCCAAGGUAUUUGGAACCAAGCAUUUUGAUAUAGUGCUCCAGAGAGCUGGUUCAGGAGGUCGUGUUCCAGUUUCUGUCGACUAUGUCGACGAGCUGAAGAAUGGUGAUGUCGAAUUCCUACCACCUGGUAGUUGGCGUGUUGAUGAACUGCCAGAUGAAUCUGACGAAAACACACCAAAGGAAGACCUCUCGUCAGUAGGGAUAUCCAAAAAGGUGGUAGGCGCCCUGAACCCAACAUUCGGAAGGCCAAGGCCGCUUCUCAUCGAAUUUGACAUACUGAGGAAGUGGAUGAGUAUCUGUGAUGAGUAUCACAGCAUCUGCCAGUAUGAUCAAGAACCCAUCAGCAUUCCCCAGUUUCGAUUGAUUGACAUUAAGAAAAAAUGCGUCGUGCAGGUUGACGGAAGCAAGAGGCCUCCUUUUGCAACUUUGAGCUACGUCUGGGGCAGAAAACCAUUCCUCAGACUGGUCAAGGCCAAUAUUGAUGAACUGGAGGAAGAAGGUUGUCUUGAACGUUUGGAGCUGCCACCUACUAUCCAAGACGCGAUUACCAUCUGCGAGGAGCUUUGGAUUGACCAUUUGUGGAUUGACAGCCUGUGCAUCAUUCAAGACGAUGAAUCAGUCAUGCUCGAAGUGGUCGAUAAGAUGGACUCUAUCUACCGGGAGGGCAUUCUUACUAUCAUCGCUGCAUCUGGAGCUGAUGCAUACAGCGGCAUUCCUGGCGUUCGUCCCAAUACGCGAUUUUUGGAACAACGUGCCCUGAACGUACGAGGAGUGCAGCUCCUCGAUUCCGUGGACGAGCAUCAAUUUCGUGUCUACUACGAGGGCAGAGAUCCAGAGUGGAUCAGCAGCGCUCCCUGGUCCCGACGAGCCUGGACGUUUCAAGAAGCUCUUGUUUCCAGAAGAUCACUGUUUUUCACAUCGGAGCAAGUGUAUUGGAGCUGUCGCGAGGGACUUAUGAGUGAGGAUACCACUGAGCAUCUUGAUCUGGAAGCUUUUGCAAAACCGCAUGAAGAUCGCUAUGACUCAGAUUAUAGUCCUGGAGAGUACGAGAGUAUUGCCGUUACAUUUUCAACUCGUUCACUCACAUACGAGGCCGAUAUAGGCAGAGCUUUCCAGGCAACGCAAAAUUAUCUUGAAAAGAAAUGGCCGGGUUUUAAGAUCUCGUGGGGUCUACCUCACUAUACCUUUGGACCUUGUCUUAUGUGGGAGCGGCCAUUUAAAGAAGACCGACGUCUGCGUGAGGGUACACACGCUGUGAGACAACAUGAUGGUACCAUUGUCAAGGUGUCUUUUCCAAGCUGGUCGUGGAUGGCCUGGACUGAAGGUUCACGACUGAUGGUCUUUUACGGGGAUGAGCCAAGCCCUCACAGUCCAUGGUACUUUGUCUUCGACUCGGCCUCUGAGCUGGUUGCCAUUCCUUACGGAGAAGGCUAUGAAGUAGUGUCGCCACUAGCAGAGCUGUUAUCUAACGGAACUGGUUUCAGGAGAGAAGCUGUAACAGAAGACGUUCUCCCUCCUGAAUUGCACAUAUCACCAUCACUCAGACAUAUCGCUCUAUCUUUCUACACAGAGGUAGCAACAGUGCGAUACAAUCCCGCAGACGUCAUUAACUACCCACCAAGGGAUCUCCAAAUGAAGAGUUACGAAUAUCCGUUCUCCAUCAAAGUCGGACAGAAGUUCUACCGAAUUUUAGAAGAAGAUCAGGACAAAGAUGGAUUGGUGGAGAUUGAUCUGGUAGCAGUGUUCAGUGGCAAGAUGACAAAGCCGCCCAAGUUCCGCGGAGAGUAUAGACUGUAUUGUUGGCCUGUUGUCAAGAAAGGUGGACUAAGGCAACGUGCGUCGGAUUCAAGUACUGUCAUCUUUUUGCGUCUUUGGCGUGAGUUGCCGGGGAUUAGAUGGGAGCUGGUUACACUGAUAUAG
Fusarium coffeatum is the source of this 2304-nucleotide messenger RNA. RefSeq lists its product as uncharacterized. Bases 1 to 2304 code for a protein of 767 amino acids. NCBI's taxonomy places the organism in Eukaryota, Fungi, Ascomycota, Sordariomycetes, Hypocreales, Nectriaceae. The record is from RefSeq and is a predicted model, not a curated record. The transcript has a single exon.